Messenger RNA from Eruca vesicaria subsp. sativa (arugula), 1286 nucleotides. The record is from the annotation of a GenBank genome assembly. NCBI's taxonomy places the organism in Eukaryota, Viridiplantae, Streptophyta, Magnoliopsida, Brassicales, Brassicaceae.
UUUUGAGUAUAGCUUACUUGGUAUUGUUGACAUGUUUGCGUCCUGAAAUAAUCCGAAGGUGAUCAUUCUUGUGUAUUUGUAUACAAGAACGCACAUGGAGAUGUCAAGGUUUACUUUGUGUCUCUUUUUCACCAUGAUCUUAAGUUUUAGUCAUGGAGAAAUAACUACAGAGAGUCCUUUGUCAAUAGGACAAACUCUCAUUUCCUCUAAUGGAGUUUAUGAACUUGGGUUCUUCAGUCCUAACAACUCCCAGAAUCAGUAUGUCGGAAUCUGGUUCAGAGGUAUCAUUCCUCGGGUGGUAGUGUGGGUAGCCAAUAGAGAAAAGCCUCUUACCAAUUCCACAGCAGUUCUAAGUAUCAGCAGCAGUGGAAGUCUUCGCUUAUUGGAUGAAAAACAAGGCGUUGUUUGGUCUAGUGGAGACACUUCUGCAUCUAACGGUUCUCGUGCAGCACUUUCAGACAGUGGAAAUCUUAUUGUCAUAGACGAUGUUUCGGGGCGCACUCUAUGGGAAAGCUUUGCUCAUCUUAGUGAUACUAUGCUCCCUUUCUCACCCUUGACGUGUAAUCUCACGACCGGUGAGAAGCGGGUCUUGACUUCUUGGAAAAGUUACACUGAUCCAUCCCCUGGUGACUUUGUGGCUCAGAUAACACCGCAAGUGCCUUCACAGGUGCUUACCACGAGAGGAUCAAAGCCUUAUUAUAGAAGCGGUCCAUGGGCUAAAACAAGGUUCACCGGGAUACCGCUAAUGAAUGAGACAUUAGCAAGUGAAUUCAGCUUUCCGCAGGAUGCAAACGGGUCAGCGUCUUUCUCUUUUGUAGGAAGAGACUCCAAAAUUUCACGUCUAAUUCUAACAGCAGAGGGCCAUCUUAAGAGGUUUCAACAUAGUGGGACCAAGUGGGAGGUAACUUACGAGGGUCCGACCAAUUCAUGUGAUGUUUACGGUUUAUGUGGACCUUUUGGGUUGUGUGUUACGUCAGUACCUCCAAAAUGUAAAUGCUUCAAAGGGUUUGAACCAAAGUAUAAAGAGGAGUGGAAAAGAGGUAACUGGACUAGUGGCUGUGUGAGGCGUACCGAACUACUUUGUGAAAGAAACUCUAGUGGUAAAGAUGUAAACGUGUUUUAUCCCGUUGCCAACAUAAAGCCUCCAGACUUUUACAAAUAUUUUGCAAAUUUGGAUGCUGAAGAAUGCUACCAAAGUUGCCUACACAAUUGUUCUUGCUUGGCCUUUUCUUUUAUUCGUGAAAUAGGGUGCUUAAUGUGGAAUCAGGGGCUAAUGGACACAGUGA